This is a messenger RNA of Closterium sp. Yama58-4, 1401 nucleotides long. The record is from the annotation of a GenBank genome assembly. NCBI's taxonomy places the organism in Eukaryota, Viridiplantae, Streptophyta, Zygnematophyceae, Desmidiales, Closteriaceae.
AUGGAUGUCGCUCGUACCUCCAUGAUCCAUGCGGCUGCUCCCCAUUUUCUGUGGCCGUUUACGGUCCGGUACGCUGCACAGCAGCUCAACCUCUGGCCCCGUGUCUCCUUGCCGGAGACCUCGCCUACACUGCGUUGGAUGGGGGAGGUUGGCGAUGCGUCGCGUUUCCGGGUCUGGGGCUCUCGUGCCUUUGUCCGCGAUACCUCCGCGGACAAGCUCUCCUCUCGCGCCAUUCCCUGCGUCUUCCUUGGCUUUCCCCCUGAUGCGCCUGGCUGGCAGUUUUACCACCCCACCUCGCGUCGUGUUCUGUCCUCUCAGGACGUCACGUUUGACGAGUCGGAAGACCCACCUCCCUUUGCUGAGCCUGUCGAGGUCACAGGUGACUCAGGUGCUGCUGCGGGUGGUGCUGCUCGGGGUGUUGCGUCAGGGGGUGCUGAUCCUGAGCGUGUGGGGUCUGGUAGUGCUGAGCCUGCGGGUGCGGUGCCUGGGGGUGCUGCACGUGCGGGUGCGGAGCUUGCGGGUGUUGAGCCUAGGGGUGCUGCGUUUGGAGGUGCUGAGCUUGCCGGUGCUGAGUCUGGGGGUGCUGAGCCUGAGAGUGCGGAGCCUGGGGCCAGCGAGAGCCUCUCUCACCUCAGUAGCUGCACGAGUGGUUUACUCGGCACACACAUCUUCGGAGUCGCGCCGCUGGAGCUGGAGGUGCUGGGGCUGGAGCCGCUGGGGUUGGAGGUGCUGCCAUUGGAGGCACUGGAGCUGGAGCCGCUGGCGCUGGCGACGCUGGCACUGGAGGAGUUGGAGCUGGUGCCGCUGGAGCUAGAGGUACUGGCGCUGGUGGCGCUGGAGCUGGACGUGCUAGAGCUGGAGCCGCUGACCCUGGAGGAGCUGGAGAUGGUGACACUCGAGUUGGAGGUGCUUACGCUGGAGGUGCUGGCGCUGGCGACGCUGGCCCUAGAGGAGCUGGAGCUGGUGCCGCUAGAGCUAGAGGUACUGGCGCUGGUGGCGCUGGAGCUCAAGGUGCUGGAGCUGGAGCCGCUCGAGUUGGGGGCGCUUCUUCCUUCGUCCACUGCCCUUCCUCCGAACUCUCCGCUGCCUGCCCCCGCUCCUUACACUGAGCAGCAAGCCUCCCUUACCAAGCGUCGUGAGCCUGCGUCUCGUCCUGCCUCCCCUGUUCGCACUGUUCGCCGUGCUCGUCGUGUCCCGCGUCCGCGUCCUCCUCCUGUGCCAGGUACUCACACUAUGGCACUUCGUCCUUCCUCUGUUCCGCAGCGUGUCCCUCUGUCGUCUCCUCGAGCGUCCUCUCUGCCUGUCGUUCCGGACCCUGAGUCUGACCGUGUUCGUGCUGCUAGUCCCACUGUCACGCGUCUCCUGGCCCGUCGUUUGAGUCUACUGCUGCGUCUGCCUUAG